Messenger RNA from Closterium sp. Naga37s-1, 1245 nucleotides. NCBI's taxonomy places the organism in Eukaryota, Viridiplantae, Streptophyta, Zygnematophyceae, Desmidiales, Closteriaceae. The record is from the annotation of a GenBank genome assembly.
AUGGCGCAGGACACCCCUAGCGGGUCUGGCGGGGAGCAAGGCGAGCGCGCGGGGGAGGGGAAGGGCACGCACGCGCGGAUGGGCGCGGACGGGUGCUUCGUGCUGCGCACGGGCGCGUCGAUGCCGGCCAUCGGGCUGGGCACGUGGCUGGAGGGCGACGGCGGCGAGCAGACGCAGGAGGCGGUGCGCGUGGCGCUGCAGUGCGGGUACCGCAGCAUCGACUGCGCGCACCUGUACGGCACGGAGAUGGCGGUGGGGCGCGCGCUGGCGGACGCGUUCAGCGCGGGCGUGUGCACGCGGGACGACGUGUUCCUCGCGUCCAAGGUCUGGUGCACCACCUCCAACGCCAGCCGCGUCCUCCAGGCGUGCGAGCGGGCGUUGAAGAACCUGUGCGUGGCGCAGCUGGACCUGUUCCUGCUCUCAUGGCCGCUCGCCUCGCCGCUCAACCGCACGCCCGCCGACGCCACGGACCCGCCCGUGUCGUCCCCGCGGCGCGGGCAGGUGUCACUGAACGUGGCGGAGCUGUGGGCGGGCAUGGAGCAGCUCGUGGCCACCGGGCGCGUGAAGGCCAUCGGUGUGGCCAACUUCAGCGCGCCCAUGGUGCUCGACCUGCUGCACCACGCCCACGUGCAACCCGCCGUCGUUCAGGCGGAGAUCCAUCCACUGUGGCGGCAGGAGCAGCUGUUGUCAGUGUGCCAUGCGAAUGGCAUCCACGUGUCGGCACACACGCCACUGGGCACACCGGGGGUGGCACCACUGGCCCUGUCGUCACAGGAGCAGGCGGAGAUGAACCUCUGGAGUGUGCCCGCCCCCGCUGGCAAGGGGCGCUCUCGCACCGUGCAUGGGCCCAUGCUGCGCCACUAUGCCGUGCAGGACGUGGCUCAGCGGCAUGGCAAGACACCCGCUCAGUCACACGCAACCCACUCCCAACCCGCACUCAUGCACAUGCGUGGGCAGGUGAUCCUGCGGUGGGCGUUGCAGCGUGGCACGAGUGUGCUGCCAGUGAGUGUGAGGGAUCAGCGCAUCCGCUCCAACUACGAGCUACUGGACUGGUCCCUCUCAGACGCGGAGUGGGAGCGCAUGAGCGCCAUCGAGCCGCAGAUCCCGCUGCUUGGUCCCUGCCUCGCGCCCGCCUCGUCGCUGCCCAACAGCACCAGCACUGGUGGCCGCCCUGAGACGUUCCAAGAAGAGGAGGAGGAGGUGGCUGGGGAGGAGGGCGAUAAGGGCAAGGAGGGCCAGGGGUAA